Molecule: messenger RNA, 1026 nt
Organism: Phaeoacremonium minimum UCRPA7
Lineage: Eukaryota; Fungi; Ascomycota; Sordariomycetes; Togniniales; Togniniaceae
Product: putative glycoside hydrolase family 18 protein
Exons: 1
Coding region: 1-1026 (341 amino acids)
Biological process (GO): carbohydrate metabolic process
Cellular component (GO): extracellular region
Molecular function (GO): chitinase activity
Source: RefSeq, a predicted model, not a curated record
AUGCCCCCUCUUCCACAUCCGCCGCUUCCCCGCAUCAUCACAUAUUACCAGACUCAUCAUGACAAAGAUGGCAAGCCAAUAUCAGUUCUGCCCCUGCUUACACAGCCUCACGUGGGCAUCACGCAUGUCAUCUUGGCUGCUCUGCACCUGAAUGAGGAUCCAGCAGCGAUGACAUUGAAUGACCACCACCCUAAAGACCCCCGCUUCACUACUCUCUGGGCCGAGAUGAGAGUGCUUCAAGCAAGUGGUGUUAAAGUCCUUCUCAUGCUAGGUGGUGCAGCCAGAGGCUCCUAUGAGAGACUAGAUUCAGACGACGCCAAAUUCGAGAGGUACUAUCUCCCUAUGCGGGACCUAAUACGAGAACGAGCUCUGGACGGAAUCGAUUUGGACGUGGAAGAAGAGAUGAGCUUAGGAGGGAUAAUUCGGCUUAUCGACCGGAUUCGCGCGGACUUCGGUCCCGAUUUUCUCAUCACCAUGGCCCCUGUGGCUGCUGCGCUGCUGGAUUCUCGGAAAAACAUGUCUGGGUUCGAUUACGAGGCAUUGGAAGUCAUGCGGGGCAAAGACAUUGCUUGGUACAACGCGCAAUUCUAUUGCGGCUGGGGGGACUGCUCUAACCCUGUCAUGUACGAGAUGAUCAUAUACAAGGGCUGGAAGCCGGAGAAAGUCGUGGUGGGUCUGCUUACGAGCCCCGAGAAUGGCAACGGAUGGACACCAUGGGAAGCGCUGGCGAACGUAAUUCCUCUGCUGCUCGGGCGGCACGCUCGUUUCGGCGGAGUUAUGGGCUGGGAAUACUUCAACAGCCUCCCUGGUGGGAGAGAACGGCCGUGGGAGUGGGCGCAGUGGAUGACAACAGUAUUGAAGGGCCGGCGGACUGAGUCUCAGGAGAUGGUUGCGCCGAGCGGAAACGUCGUGGCGGUGCCAGCGGCGGAGAAAAUCCCCGAGACACGGGACGCCGACGAGGGUGACGGAGAAGCAGAGGUACCGCAAAGCUUCGAAUACUAUUCCGACGGAGCUGCUGAGGAUUGA